UGUGAGGGUCAUGACGAGACGCUAAUGUGGGUUCAGGGCAGGCUGGAGAGGACACUAAAAAGACGGGAAGUCUUGUGUCCCUGAAGGUCACAGGGAGCCUAUGUCACAAAACCUGACAAUCAACUUUCUGCUCUAGAAACAGUGACCCAGAGGCGGGUGAACAGAGAAUUCAGAAACUGACGAGAACAGAGCUUGAUACCUGGAUUGAUCUUGGUUCUGGAUUGACCUCUAGCAUCCAGGACCCCAACCCAGGACCAUGGGACCCCAGCACUUCAGCCCUGUGCAUCUCUUCUGCCUCCUAGGGGUCAUCUCCACUGUGCCUCGGGCCACGGCUCUUUUAUGCUACGAAGCAACGUCCUCACUCUUCAGAGCUGUUUCUCUUCAUGACUGGAAGUGGCUUCUGAUGAGGAGCAUGGUGUGUAAGCUGAGUGAGGGCUGUGAGGAGACACUGGUGUUCAUCGAGACAGGGACCAGAAGGGGAGUUGUGGGUUUUAAGGGCUGCAGUCCAGCCUCAUCUUACCCCCAGCAAGUCUCCUACCUUGUUUCGCCACCUGGAUUGUCCAUUGCCUCCUACAGCCGCGUCUGCCGGACAUACCUCUGCAAUAACCUCACCAACUUGGAUCCUUUUGUGAAACUCAAGGCCAGAACUCCUAAGUCUACAGCAUUUUCUCCCCAUAGUUGCCCGACCUGUGUGGGCGAGCACUCCAAGGAUUGCCUCCCAAAUUUUGUCACCACUGAUUCCUGCCCCUACGACGCCUCUCAGUGUUAUAGUUCCACCUUAAAAUUUCAGGCAGGCUUACUCAAUACCACCUUCCUCCUCUUGGGCUGUGCUCGUGGACACCACAAACUUUUAGAAAAUUAUCACCAUAUUGGGAACAUCAGAGUGACCGAGGUCCUCAACAUCUUACAGAAGGCCCAGAUUGCUGGCGCAGAGCCCUCCAGUUGGAAUCCUGCUUGGAGCCUCCUUUCAGGACUUCUGCUGGCCUUCAGGGACUGACAAUCUAGCUGGACUGCACAAACCCCUUCCUGUUACCCAGUAAAGCCACAGAGUUGCCUUUCUGUCUUGUCCUGUGAUCCGUGAGGGUUGUGGGGGUGUGGAAGGUGUGAGGGGAGCCAAACAGACCCUGGAAGGGGGGGGGCAGGCAGUGGGCAGUGUGCAUGGUGAAGUGAGCAGGGGUUGGGGAGGAGGGU
Neogale vison (American mink) is the source of this 1191-nucleotide messenger RNA. RefSeq names its product LY6/PLAUR domain containing 4 (gene LYPD4). The transcript has 4 exons. The coding region runs from base 257 to 997 and encodes 246 amino acids. The record is from RefSeq and is a predicted model, not a curated record. Lineage: Eukaryota; Metazoa; Chordata; Mammalia; Carnivora; Mustelidae. Gene Ontology annotation, cellular component: plasma membrane; plasma membrane raft.